Molecule: messenger RNA, 5370 nt
Organism: Planococcus citri (citrus mealybug)
Lineage: Eukaryota; Metazoa; Arthropoda; Insecta; Hemiptera; Pseudococcidae
Gene: Girdin
Product: protein girdin
Exons: 25
Coding region: 350-3796 (1148 amino acids)
Biological process (GO): cytoskeleton-dependent intracellular transport; cytoplasmic microtubule organization
Cellular component (GO): centrosome; cytoplasm
Molecular function (GO): microtubule binding; dynein light intermediate chain binding
Source: RefSeq, a predicted model, not a curated record
GCCUAUUGCAUUGCCGUAUUGAGAUAACGAACACAAAGCGUGAAUCUUGGAGAUUCGAUUUGAAAAAAAUGCAACAAAAGAACUUGCACUCUGUAAAUAUUAAAUAAAAUCGAUUUAAGUAUUCUAUUUGCUGAUAAUUUAAUUACUUAUAGCCGCUUAGUGAUGAUUAGUGAUAUAUCUUCGCGAAAAGUUCUACUCAGUAUGGAAAACGCGUUAGAAUGUGAGUGUCCUACAUCAAUACAUCCUGUACUUCCUGUUGACUGUUAUCGUGUUAUAUACUCGAUCGGAAAUUUGAUCGUAUGACAACUAGAACGUCGUAUCCUGUUUUCAUGACUAGUUGACAUAUGUCAUGGCUACAUCUAUGGAAAUUGAAGAAUUCAUGCAGGGGCCUUUGGUCACCUGGCUGAAAUCCUGCUUGAAAAAUUCGGACCGGUUACAAAACUACGAUGAUUUGACUGAUGGCACUCUGAUACAUCAAGUAUUCCUUUUGAUUGAUCCGGAGCCUGUUCACCAUGUUGUCGUUCCUAGUUUACGAAAUAGUCACACUAGAAUUCGUAAUUUGAGCUGUAUUGUAAAGAAUAUCAAAGUUUUGUACGAAGAAGAAUAUGGUCAACUUAUCGUCGCUUUACCUGACUGUGUUACUUUGGGUCAGAAACCAGAGUCAAAAGAAGGUUUAGAAGAUAUGAGGCUAUUGUUGCUUCUUGUAUUGGGCGGUGCUGUGCAGUGUCCGAAUAAGCAUAACUUCAUAGAGAAUAUCAAAGCUUUGCCUGUCGACUGCCAGCACACUUUGGUGCAUUGUAUACAACAAGUAACUGAUAGUCAAGAAAUAGUUCUAUCGUCGGAAAAUUGUGAUGCGAUUACUGUCGAUUUAUUGCUGAAACAUGUCAAACGAUUGCUAAAAGAAAGAGAUAAUUAUUUUCAUUUGUGGUUGUCGAGUUUUGAUGAAAAAAGGUCCAGUAUAUCGAAUACUGUGUUGAAUAACAGCGCAACUGAAAGUCCUUGUCAACAUCUCGCUGGUGAACUUGCUGACUGGAAAACAAAGCUUAGAAAAAUGAGACAAGAAUUAGAAGAAAAAUCUGAAGCUCUAGGUGAAGCCAAAGAAGAAUUAGAAAGAAGUAAUUUAACAAUUUCGAAGUUGAAAUCCGAAAUGCAAGAGUUGAAACAAGAAGCACGAGUCGGUAAAGCGUAUCGCGACGAAGUUGACGCUUUACGUGAAAAAGCAGAACGCUGCGAUCGUCUCGAAUCCGAAGUUAUUAAAUAUAAAGAAAAGCUAGGUGAUUUAGAUUAUUAUAAAAGCAGAAUCGAAGAAUUACGACAAGACUAUCGAGUCUUGGAAGAAACCAAAGAAAUGGUCGAAGAACAGUUAGUCAAAGCGAAAAAACGAGCAGAAUACACGCUAAAGUUAGAAGGCGACUUAGUUCAACUUAAAAGAACCAUCGACGAGAUUACUUUGGAAAAAGACGCUAAUCAAGAAAAACUACACGAUCUUCUCGAAGAAAACACCCAACUCAGACUAACAAACAAGGCAAAUCACAGCAAUGACAAUUCGCUCACCAUAAAUUCGGAUAAUUUCGUGCAAAAUAAUUUGAGUUCGAACGAUAACAGUUUAUCCGAGCAACUAACUUAUAGCGCUCAGAAUCGGAUUUUAAGACUAGAAUUGGAGAAUAAACGAUUGCUUUCGACGGUUGAAACUCUCCAAGAUAAUGCUUUCCAUCGUAAUAACGAACGAAUAUUGGAGCUGGAGAAAGAUAAGAAAAAACUAUCUUUACAAGUCGAAAGUUUAGAAGAAAGCAAAAAAAAGUACUGCCAGCAAAUCAAUGAACUAGAAACUAUGGUGAAAGAAACUCAGAGUCAACUUAAAAGGGUUCAAGAUUCAUAUCAAAUGCUACAGCAACAAUUGGAGUUGAGAUGUGACGAUGCUGAAUUUUCAAACAAGGAAAAGAUUCGAUUAAAAGAGAAAAUAUCCAGCUUAACUGCCGAAAUCGACAAUCUCAAGCAAAAUGCUGAUAAUAGUGUAGAAAUAACCGAAUUGCAAAACAAAAAUAACGCUUUAGAGAAAGAAAUUUCCAAACUGAAGCGAACCGUUGAGGAAAGUAAUAUUUCUAUCGAUUUAUUAUCAAGUAAUAACGAGAACUUGGAAAAACAAAAGGAACAGUUACUGAAACAAAUAGAAGAUCUAGAUGGACAAAUACAAAAGUUAUCAGAUCUUGAAAAGGAAUCUCAAGAAUUACAGAAACAAAAUCAAAUAGACCAAGUAACCAUUACAAAUUUAGAAAACGAUUUGGUAUCGGAAAAAUUGAAAACUCAGCAAUUGAAAGAUAGUUUGGAUGCACUUGGUUUAGCCAUCGAUAACGUUACUGAUCCUGAUAAAGUUCUGGACAAAAUUGCCUCAAAUCCUGAAGUUUUAAAAGUAGUCCGCGAGCGUUUAGCUGAAGAACAGCCAUCCGAUUCAAAUGCUAAACUUCAAGUGAACAUUAUUACUCUACAGUCUCAAAUUUCUUCGUUGACUUCUCAACAUACAGCGUUACAAUUAGCGAACUCUCAGCUCGUCGCCGAAAAAGAAGAAGCGUUGAAAGAACUAUCGAAGUUGACCUCGGCCCAUCAACAGCUCAUCGAAGACCAAAACGUAUUACAACGGUUGCAUAAUCAAUUGAACUCAGAAUACGAUUCGUUGGUGGAGGAACGCGAAACUCUGAAAAAUAAUUUAAAAGAUACUCGAGCAGAAAAACGGAGUUUACAGGAGAAAUACAUGCGAUUAAAAGCCACCUGUAACGGUUUAGAAGCUGAGAAAGAAAAUUUCAAGAAGGAUUCCGAAUCUUUGAUCAACUUACGAACAGAGCAUUCUAAACUUAAAGAAGAUUUCCGAAACCUUUUUACCGCUAGCGAAAAACUCAAAAUUGAAUAUCGCCUGUUACAAGACGAAUAUAAAAAAGUUCGUUCCGAAGCUGGCAGAAUGAAAGUUACAGUUACCGAAUUACAAGGGCAGUUGUCGGCUAGUUCCGAGAAAAUUUUAAGCUUGGAGUUAGAAAUUUCUAAAUUAACGAAUAAAUGCGAACUACUCAUGCAAGUAAAUUCUGGCCUAGAGGAAGAUCGUCGUUCGUUGAUGGACCAUGUAACGUUGCUGCUUUCCCAAUAUCACGAAUUACUAACGCAGUCGAUGGAAGACAAAGAACAUUAUCAUUCCGAAGAAAAAUUAUUCGCAGAUAAAGUUAAUAAUCUACGUCGACAGAAAGAAAAACUAGAAGAAAAAAUAAUGGAACAUUAUAGGAAAUCGGAGAAUUGUUCCAUUAAAAAGAAAAGUUUCGGCGCUAGUAUCGUUCGAAGGGUUAAAAAAGCAGGAUCUGAGUUAAUCAACAAGAGUCGCAAAUCUGUUCACGAGGAAUCUGUUGAUAGACGUGCUACUGACUCUGAUACCAGCACCGAAGAUAGUCAGUCGAAACAAGCUGCUCGUGAUAUGGAUGAUAAUCUGAGUUGUCUAAGUAUACCAGGAACUAGAAGAACGGUUUAUUUAUCAGGCAAUGAAACCGUUGAUGGUGACGAUACUUCUACUGGUAUAUCGGUCAACGGCCAGGAAGACUUUAAUAAAAUGCCUUCGAUAGAUAAUGCACGAUCUUCUACUCCUUAUCAAGACCUCAGACCUCCGCUUCUAGUUUACAAUCGACUAACGGCGAAAGUAGGUGGUAAAAUUACACCUUCACCGAGUCCUACUCCUUCGCAACACAGUAAUAAAGAAUCAUCCACUCAGUCGGCUGAGAACGUGAAAAACGCUGUUUGGUACGAGUACGGAUGCGUUUAAAAAAUGAUCAUAAAAUGCCAAAUUAUUCGAGUUUUAUAAUUAAGAAAUUUCGUCAGAUUUACUUAACAUUUUGAAUUUUCUUUUGCUCGUUUGUCUCACAAGUCAAUUGUUGUUGUGAAUGAAAUAUUUGUGAUUUUGUGUAGUAAUUUUUUAACGGUGAUGUUUUUUUUUUCGUUUUUUUUUCUUUUGUAACAUUCUAGUUAUUCUAGUUUAAAGCGUGUUUUUUUUCUAUGUAUUUUUAUUAAUCGAUUUCGUAUCAAAAAUUGUGAAAAAUCUGUAUUUUACCGCCAGUAUUACGACUGUUUUUCCUAUGAUACAUUUUUUUUAAAAGCAACACCUUAUGUUUAAAAGUUAGCAUAAGCAUUUUUUUCUAUACUUAUGUCUCCCACACGAACUUAAUUUUUAAUGCAAUCAUUUUUUUAAAUUAAUUUUUAAGCGAAUUUUAAGUACCUGGAUUUGUAUAUACAUUUUUUUUUCUAGUUUUAAACUAUGAUCAUUAUAAAUGAUAUUGAUUCGUUCGCUUCGAGGAAAAAAAUAUCGAUGAAGCAAUUAUACGUGAAAAAUACCAUAUUCGUAGUGAAAUGAAGAAGUUCGUCAAGUGUCAUAAAUAAGUGUUCCUUUUUCUUCCCUUCGUCAAGAGAGUAUUUUGAAUUUUCUUGUUGUGUUGAACCAAGCUCGAAAUACUAUCUUUGUUCCUUUUCUUAAAAUGCUUGUUCCUAUGCCUGAUCUUGCCGCGUUCUGUAUAAACGCCAAUGGCAACUUUUUUGACACUUGAAUGAUCUCAUUUUUAUUUUCCAUUUUUGAUCUCUUGAAUUUUUGAAAAAAUUUCCGACUUCGAUUCGUCUUUUUUUUUUAUUUCACAUUCCUUGAAGUAUUUUAUCUGAUAAGAUUUUGGUUAUUUUUCACGUAAAUUGCGAAUAGUUGAGGGAAUGAAAGGUUUCAAGUUUAGUUCGUAAACCGACCUUAUAAUUUUUUUAAUUGUCACGAUCGUAAAUUUAGUAAAUUAUUUCAAAUUAAAUGUAUCAAAUCUUCGCUGUACUUGAAAAAUGCGACAUUGGUUUAAAAAACGAAUAUUUAUUAUCAAAUUGGUUUUGGUUAUUUGAUUAAUUAUUUAUUUUUAGACGGAUAUCAUUAGUUCCUAAAUUCCGCUACUGUAAAAUUCACUUCCGUUUACCUUCCAAGACAAUAAGUAAUUUAUUACAUAAAAGACUAUAAAGGGUAUUUGGUAACAUUUGUACGCUUAUUUUUAUGAAUUUCUUUUUUUUACAAUUUUUGUUACCUUGUUUUUUUGUCGUAAUAAUUUUAAACAAACGAAGUUUAAUUGUGUGCGUGUGAUAGUUUUUUGUCUACGUUUGAAUUUGUCGUAACAACAUUAUUACCCCUAAAUUUAUUGUACCUUCCCGAGUGUAAAAUGAUGAGCUUAUUUUUAAUUUAAAAUUUUUUACGUUUUGUCGUUGUGAAAGAUAAUUUGAGAGGUUUGAUUUUCUAUUGGUUUGUUGUAAGCUUAAUGAACUGUAACAAGAACUUGUUUUGAUGAUUUUUUUUUGCAUUAAUAAAUAAUUGAUUUUUUUAAA